GGAAACCACAAUUCACUCACUUUGGACUGCUGAAUAGUAAACCCUAAUUCCCAAUUCUUCGACAUUUUACCUCGACGGAUAAACUACUUGGUUCGUCCGAUUGUAAGAUAGGAUUUCUUCUGUUCAUUCCAGUUGGAAACGUAAUCUCUGUUUUUGGUUAGUCGUUGUCUAUCAUUAUGUGAUCAUGUAAGUUCUUUUAAGUUAGGUUUUGCCAGAGGAAGCCAUUGAUGCAACCAAAAGCUUGAGGAUACAUCAAACUCGAACCAAAAAGGAAUCGUUUCCUUUUACACAUAAUCUGUCUCACUCUAGGGUUUCGUGGCAUGGGUGACACUAUUUCACAAGAGAGAAAUAAAAGGAGGGUUGUCACUUGUGCUAAAGAGGAUAUAAUCAGUAACUUGCCUGAACACUUAAUAGACUCAAUCUUAGAGCGGGUCCCACUUGAAGAGGCUGUAAGGACAAGCAUUUUAUCAAAAAAUUGGAGGCAUAGAUGGACCAAAAUGGGGGCACUGGCUUUUGAUGAGCAGUUCUUCAAAAAAUAUACAAAAAAUGGAGCUUUUGGUCGUAAUGGGUUUAUAAGGAUCAUAAACAAAGUCUUGAUCCUUCAUAAUGGUCCUAUCUCAAAAUUUCUUCUCCAUAUACCCAAUAUGAAUAUGUUUCUUGAUUGCUUCGAAGAAGUCGAUCAAUGGAUGCUACUCUUAUCAAGAAACGGAGUCAAGGAACUCAUUCUUACUAAUUCAAAUCAACGUUAUCAACUUCCUUCUUAUGUGUUUUCUUGUCUAGAAUUGACAAAGUUGAAAAUGAAACACUGUUUCUUUAAGCCACCACUUAAUUUUGAAGGAUUUCUCAAUCUUGAAGAUCUUAAUCUCCGAUGUAUUGACUUUGGGGCUAACUUGUGUGGAACUCAGAUCAACUUACCACAACUUAAGAAGUUGUCUCUGCAUAAGUGCACAAAUGUUUACAAUUUCGACAUUAAGGCUACAAAAUUGGAAAAAUUGACUGUCAUUGCUUGCCCUGAUGCUAUAUUGACCACAAUGUUAAGUAACAUGACCAAAAUUAAAUGUUUUUUCGUCGAUGCUCAGUUUCUCAAGAUUUUUACUGCAGAAAAUAUUCCAAAGUGGGUACCACAACCGAUUAAUAGCUUAACGAGGUUGUGGUUCCAAAAAUUUCAACUUGGUGACUUGCAUCAACUUAAUGGUGCUCUUUGUUUGCUUCGGAACUCACCAAAUCUAAAGACACUGGGGAUGCACUUGGAGAUGAAACAUGGAGGUAACGUAGGACCCGCUUCAAGUAUAUUGGAAUCUCCAAACUGCUUGGAUAUAUCGAAUCGAUUGCAAACUGUGAAGAUAGAUUGUUUACAAGGAUCAAAACCGGAACUGCUUUUUGUAAAACUUCUUCUUGCUCAUUCCUCUUCUCUACAGAAGUUUACCAUCACACCAAGUCGAGCUCUUGAUGUUAAAAAAAUACUUGACAUCUCAAAGGAUGUUAUGCGGUUCUCUCGAGCAUCACCAAAAGCAGAAAUGAUCUACUUGAAUCCAAAGCCAUAAUUUUGUAACAAUGUUUAACAUUGUAAAUUUGCUUUAAACAUUCUCUACCUUAUGGGCGUAUUUGUUGUACGCAGACUGAUAUUUUGAGUUUUGAAUGGAAGCUAAGUCUUACACUUUAAACCAA
Messenger RNA from Lactuca sativa (garden lettuce), 1668 nucleotides. NCBI's taxonomy places the organism in Eukaryota, Viridiplantae, Streptophyta, Magnoliopsida, Asterales, Asteraceae. The record is from RefSeq and is a predicted model, not a curated record.